UGGAUUAGGAAAAAUAAGUCAGGAUGGCAGAGGUGAAGCUUCAUGGAUUUUGGUAUAGUCCCUACACUUUGAGGGUGGUAUGGACCUUAAAGUUAAAGGAUAUACCAUAUCAAAACAUAGAAGAAGACCGCUACAAUAAGAGUCUUCAACUUCUUGAAUACAACCCAGUAUACAAGAAAACUCCAGUGCUUGUCCAUAAUGGAAAACCCUUAUGUGAGUCCAUGCUUAUUGUUGAAUACAUUGAUGAGAUUUGGUCACAUAAUUCAUUACUUCCUGCUGAUCCCUACGAGAGAGCUCUGGCAAGGUUUUGGGUUAAAUAUGCUGAUGAUGACAUGUUUUCUGCAGUUAUUGCAUUCUUCCUUAGCAAUAAUGAUGAAGAGCGAGAAAAGAGCAUAGAGAAGAUAUGGGAGCAUCUCAGGGUUGUUGAGAAUCAGUGUUUUGGUGAUCAGAAGAAAUUUUUUGGGGGAGACAUUAUUAACAUUAUGGACAUAGCUUUUGGGUCCAUAUUCAAAAUUCUUGUGGUUGCAGAAGAUAUUCUUGACGCGAAGGUCCUGGAAGAUGAGAAAUUCCCUCACUUGCAUUCAUGGUAUAAUAAUUUCAAGGAUGUUGCAGUUAUUAAAGAAAACCUCCCAGACCAUGAGAAAAUGGUGGCUUUUGCUAAGUUUAUUAGAGAAAAACGUUUGGCAUGUACCUAAGAAAGUAAUCUUAUAUGAGAUCAAGUAUGAAUCACUUUGUAUCUGUCUGAAUCGUUUUGUUAUGCGUGUUUCUUUAGUUUCCACUCCAUUAUUAGGAUGUCUUGACAUAUCUGUGAAAGCAAUAAAAGUUUAAUGGGAUGUACUGGAUUAGAAUUUUAGAAA
Glycine soja is the source of this 857-nucleotide messenger RNA. RefSeq names its product probable glutathione S-transferase. Lineage: Eukaryota; Viridiplantae; Streptophyta; Magnoliopsida; Fabales; Fabaceae. Bases 24 to 695 code for a protein of 223 amino acids. The record is from RefSeq and is a predicted model, not a curated record. Gene Ontology annotation, cellular component: cytoplasm. The transcript has 2 exons. Gene Ontology annotation, biological process: glutathione metabolic process. Gene Ontology annotation, molecular function: glutathione transferase activity.